UUUUAAAGGACACACUGGAGAAAAGAGGUGCCCUUGCAGAAAUCAAAGCCAGGAUCAGAGCUGAGGUGUUCAAUGCACUGGAUGACCAGAGUGAACCGAGGCCACAGCUCUGCCAUGAGAACCUCCUCAUCAACGAGCUCAUCCGGCAGUACCUGGAGUAUAACAGAUACAAAUACACAGCAUCUGUGCUAAUUGCAGAAUCUGGCCAGCCUGAAGUGCCCUUGGACAGAGAGUUUCUUGCCAAAGAGCUGCAUAUAGUUGAAGACACAAAUGGAAAAUCAGUACCUCUCCUGUAUGGAAUUAUCUCUCAUUUCUUACAUGGUAAAGGAGAAGGUACCCAGAGUACCCUUCCCAAAGUGUCUUUGGUGAAUUACCCAAAGCAGAAUCUUGGCAAACUACCUACUGAGAGAUAUCAAAAAGACAGAAUUCCAGAACCAGGAAGGACUUCUGGCACGAGUAUCAAAGAUCCACUUCUUUUACAAAGUAUAAAGAGAUGA
Messenger RNA from Acanthisitta chloris (rifleman), 497 nucleotides. RefSeq names its product FGFR1OP N-terminal like (gene CEP20). The record is from RefSeq and is a predicted model, not a curated record. Gene Ontology annotation, molecular function: protein binding. NCBI's taxonomy places the organism in Eukaryota, Metazoa, Chordata, Aves, Passeriformes, Acanthisittidae. Gene Ontology annotation, biological process: cilium assembly; microtubule anchoring. The annotation marks the transcript as partial. The transcript is spliced from 4 exons. Gene Ontology annotation, cellular component: ciliary basal body; motile cilium; centrosome.